Neodiprion fabricii is the source of this 2466-nucleotide messenger RNA. RefSeq names its product short coiled-coil protein B. The coding region runs from base 387 to 815 and encodes 142 amino acids. The record is from RefSeq and is a predicted model, not a curated record. NCBI's taxonomy places the organism in Eukaryota, Metazoa, Arthropoda, Insecta, Hymenoptera, Diprionidae. Gene Ontology annotation, cellular component: trans-Golgi network. The transcript is spliced from 4 exons.
UUUUUAUACAGCCAUGAACCUCUUCCUGUCUUGUUUCACAUUUCAUGACUCAUAGGAUCGUCUGUCCCCGCUGCUGCCUGCCAAUUUUCGUGUUUCCGAAUAAAUGGCGAACAUUUUGAUGUGCGGAAGUUGAUUGACCGUAAAGUCAAUAUUAAAUUAAUGAAACCCGUUAAACAUUAAGUACAAAUACUCCCAGUAAUUCGAGUGAAAAUCAACUUCCAAUCGGACAUCGACGAAAUAAUAAACGAAUAGUAAAUCCCACUAAGUGACAUUCCUAAUAAGUAAUAAAUGCGUUGAAUCAAUACAGACGGACGUCAGAGAACAGCUCCACACUUAUUACGAAUCAUCGUAAGCCCUGAUAAUUUAGCGAGAAUAUAAUCCCGGCGAUGUCUACGUCGAUGAUGUCCGGGGCAAAAUUACAAGAUGACAUGAGUAGCAUACCGUUGGCAGAUGACGACCCUCAGGUCAUCAUUCCUGAGGAGGAAGCUCCCGACAACAUGUCCCAUGUUUCGGACGUUCUUGUACAUGGUCGGAGCAUGGACUCCAUCCCUUCAACAUUCACCAAUGGCAGCAGCAGCCCUAACAGCUUGGAUCCAGACAUUAGCCCAGAUGAACAAGAAGAAAAAGCCAGAUUGAUUGCUCAGGUCUUGGAAUUACAGAAUACUCUGGACGAUUUAUCCCAAAGAGUAGACAGUGUCAAAGAAGAAAACUUGAAGUUGCGAAGUGAAAAUCAGGUCCUUGGUCAGUAUAUUGAAAACUUGAUGUCAGCUUCGAGCGUUUUUCAAUCCACAAGUCCAAAAUCGAAAAAGAAGUGAAUUGUGUAUAAUUAUUCCAACCAUGAAAAAGAAUUUUAAUGCUAUAUUCGCUCUCCUGGGCCAGUACGUAUAAUUUGAUUUUAUAUUUCAAUGAUAUUUUCGGUCCAAAAGUGUACGUGAGACGUAUGUAUGCGUACACUAGCAAACUUUCAUGUUACGCACAGUUCUAGCAGUUAUAAUUUCUAUAGAUCUGAUUCUAGUGCAUUUCCAAAAGACCAUCACAUUUGUAGUAUGGCUUUAUCAUAGUACUCAUAAUAUAUGAAUAACUGACUGUACUCAGUUUAAUAAGAUAAAUUUUGCCUUAUCAAUUAUCGACAUACUGUAUGAUUUUACUUUGCAAAGUUCGCACUAUUUAUUGUAAAUAUAAAAGCGAACGAAACAAAUGUUGAGUGAGACAGGCUACAUCUCUUUAAUAAAUGUUGACUCAGACUAUUGAGUUUACUAGUCUGUUCAUACUUUAGGAAAGGUGGUGAAAUUGAACCAGCAAAGAAAGAGAAGGGAAAAGACCCCAUUCAUUAAAGAAAUCUAUUUGCGAUUCGAUUUUCAGCAUGCAUGUGGGUACAUGUGUAUGUGGUAUAUGUACUAAUUUAAUCUGCACAUGACAGAAAAUGUUUUAGUAUUCCCAUUAUACAGGGCUGGAGCUUCAAGAAUAACGUGCUUUUAACUUUGACACAUUUAUUAUAAAAGAGUUUAAUUCACACUUUAUACAUUUUUUACCACAGUGUGCUUAAAAGCUUAAACACACACACACACACAUAUACAUAUAUAUAUAUAUAAUAUAUAUUUAAUAUUCCAAUAUAUUGAAAAGCAAACUAAUAUCCACAAAAAUGAUUCUACAUUACGUACCUAUAUUGUGUUGGGCAUUUAAUAUCACUUUUGGGCAAAUAAUUUAAUCGUAAUUUAGGUUGAGUGUAUACAAACUGAUAAUGAAAAAGAGAAAAUGAAAAUGUGAAUGUUAUUCGGUCUCUCGACUUAUUUGAACUGAGUGAUAUAGUUGUUAAUUAUAGCAACAGCAAUACUUUUAAGUGGAUCUAUCAAUUUCAUUUAUAUUGUAAGAUUCCGAUUUUCAGACUAUCAUUUUCCAUGUACGCCUGUUUUCUUGCCUUGUAACAUAUUAAAUAUAUGAUAUUAUUCGAGCAUAACUUAUGCGCAACCUUACAUGACAUAAGAGAGUCUAUUACAUACUGUAAAUGUUUACUAGCAUAGGUCAAACGUAUAAUUAUAUUCUUUUAGUGAUAAUAUGAAUUAUCAUCGCUCAGUUUCAAAUGAUGAUAAUUGUCACAUCAUUUACGCAUAUUAUAAUGACCAAAAAAGAGUGAAAUAGAAGAAAAUCCUAAAGCUGUGUAGCAAUUUUCCAACGAAACAAAAUCAAGGUUUUCAAAUGGAGCUUUGCUUGAUGGAUUUCAUGGCAGAUUUUUCAUCGCUGUAUUAUUUAUGUAGAUUUACAAAAUAUGGAAAUCAAUUAUACCUAUACAUAGUGACUUGAAAUAAUUGUUACAUACCAAGUCACACGACAAAUUAAAAGUCUAUGUCACCAGCAGAGUAUGCGAAAAGAAAAGAAUUUUACAUCAAACGAAUACCCAGAAAAAGGAAGAAAAAUGUUUAGCGAUUGUAAUGAAAACAUCAGUGAAUAAAUUCGUUGCAAAAAAUA